AUGCAGCAGAGUCGCUGAGGAAGGCUGGAGCGGAGCAGUGGCUUCUACGGCGGCAGAGAGGGGUGAAAUAUCCUGUAUUCAGCCUGCUGACAUGCUGCCGGAGAAAGACCCCAAACGGCUAGGGGACAGAGAUCCCAAAGAAGACCCAUCGGUCACUCUUUUCCGGGAAUAUCUAAGAAUCAAGACCGUUCAGCCUGAUCCCGAUUAUGACACGGCUGUGAAGUUCCUGGAGAGGAUAGGUUCUGAACUUGGCCUGCAGUGUCAGAAAGUGGAGGUCUGCCCUGGCCGAGUGAUUACCAUUCUCACCUGGAGAGGCACAAACCCACAACUCUGCUCCAUCCUGUUGAAUUCCCAUACCGAUGUUGUGCCAGUGUUUGAGGAGUACUGGCGCUAUGAUCCUUUUUCUGCCUUCAAGGACUCAGAAGGAAAUAUCUAUGCACGUGGGGCUCAAGAUAUGAAGUGUGUCUCCAUUCAAUACAUAGAGGCCAUCCGGAGACUGAAAGCUGAAGGUAGACACUUUCCACGGACAAUUCAUAUGAGCUUUGUCCCAGAUGAAGAGAUUGGGGGCCACAAGGGGAUGGAAAUGUUUGUGAAGCGACCUGAGUUUGCCACUCUUAAUGUUGGCUUUGCCUUAGACGAAGGUCUAGCAAACCCAACAGACACUUUUACUGUAUUCUAUGGGGAAAAAUGUCCAUGGUGGAUAAAAGUGAAAGUAGAAGGGAACCCAGGACAUGGAUCUAGAUUCAUUGAGAAUACAGCUGCUGAAAAGAUGCACAGAGUCAUCACUUCCUUCCUCGAGUUCAGAGAACGUGAAAAACAAAGAUUGAAGUCAGAGAAGCACCUUACUUUAGGUGACGUCACCUCUCUCAACCUGACCAUGUUAAAUGGGGGCAUCUCCUUCAAUGUGGUCCCAUCUGAGAUGUCAGCAGCCUUUGACAUCCGCAUCCCACCCACGGUUGAUUUAAAGGCAUUUGAGGAGCAGCUGACAUCCUGGUGCCGGGCAGCUGGAGAAGGUGUUACCUAUGAGUUCCACCAGAAAUACACGGAUCAGUCGGUGACCUCCACAGAAGAAUCUGACCCCUGGUGGAAGGCGUUCAGUGGCACCUGCAGGGACAUGCACAUGAAGCUGAAGUGUGAGAUCUUCCCUGCUGCCACAGACAGCCGCUACAUCAGAGCAGCAGGUCUCCCAGCGAUCGGUUUCUCCCCCAUGAACCACACUCCUGUGCUGCUGCAUGACCACAACGAGUUCCUGAAUGAGCAGGUCUUCCUCCAUGGGAUUGAGAUCUAUGCCCACCUCAUCCCUGCACUGGCCAGUGUCCCUCCCCUACCAGCAGAAGCCUAAAGAUAAGGAAGCACAAGGUGGCUGCCUGAGGGGAGAAGGGAACCAAAGAAAGAGGAAUGAAUGAGAAACUAAUGCUGUUGACAUCUUGAUGUGACACAGGACCCUCUUGGGAGGAUGUGGGCCACGGAUGUUGUGGCCGAGGACUAGUGGCUCGCUGAGAUCUGGUGGACCACCAAGAUGGAGUGUGGGAUGCCAGCAUCCCUGAGUGGCACACAAAAGGGGGCAAAGCAUGCUGGAAGCAGCAAACUACACAUCAUAAGUGGGGUUCUGUAGGGUUCUGUUUCCCUGCUCCUCACGUUACACAAUUACUGCAAAAAGAGCACCGCUUCUAGUUUGUCUCACGAAAUCCCACCCUUUUUGAGGGUCAAAGAUUCUUCCUUACAAGUCAGUCCUCAAGCACCAGGUUUGAAAAAUUGAUGCCCUCGCAAGAGAAGCUUGGCAAAGGGCAGUUGGGCUCCCCUUGGUCUCUUUUCCUCAUGGCCCCUCUCCUCAUGAUUCCAGUGCUACAGCCCUCUCAACCUUAUGAUUCUCAUGAGGGGGGAAGUGUCUGUUCCCCACUUGCCAAACCUAGAGAGAGAGAGAGCAAUUGGAGAAGCAGGAUAAGUCCUAACCACUAAGCAUGUUUAAACUCUCCUGGGAAUCUUUCUUUGGGGUCUGUUGGUGUUGACACCUUGUGGCUUUUCUGGGUUUCCCUGUUAACGAGUCAUGUCCUGUGGUCUUAUCCCAAAACUGGUCUGGAAUCCAGGCCACCAUGGGAAAGUCUAAUUUCAGCUUCAUUAUCAUAUGCUUAAUGAAGAUGGGCAAGCCAUCUUCUCUGUUUAUAAUCUUAAUUUUCCUGUCUGCAGAGGGACAUUAAUGAUGAUCCCACUCUUUUUGCUGUAUUGAGAUCCUAGAAUGAAAUGCUGUGAUUCUGAACAAAAACUGAAGAGGAAUUGAAUAAAGAUGCCUGAUGAUCCAGCGUGAAGAGAGCAAAGCAGAUAUUAGGGGUGGGGUUGAUAAUAAUUAAUAUGGCCCUACUGAGAGCCGGCUUACUUACUCCUUCCCUUCACCGAGGGGAGAGGGGGGAGGAGGUCUCCAUGAAUUUUAACUUAAUGAGACUUAUUAGUAGAGAUGCUGCCUUAAUUUUCUAUUGAACCUGAAGUCUUAACAAAUGACUGUUGAUUAAUGCCAAACAGAUGUAAACUGAAUGAAAGAGAUUUGGCAGCCAUCUUUUUUUCCCUCACAAGAAUGCUUAUAGGCAAAAUGGGAUAGUCUGAUGCCAUUUCCAUUUGGGCAGUCUGUCCCAGGUUAGAAAAAGAUGCUGCCACUUGAUUUUGAAUGAUAAAUCGACUUCCUCACUCAAACCUUUUUAGACCUUAUCUGAACAUCCCUUCCAGCACACCCAUGCUCAUGGCGAGCAACCGGUAAUCCCUCAAAGGAGUAUUCUGCUCAGCCUUAAAUAAAAUUGUUUCUUCACACUGGAAAGUGAAGUGCUCCUCUAGAUUUUCCAUAUUCCAGUUUUUUUU
Pogona vitticeps (central bearded dragon) is the source of this 2847-nucleotide messenger RNA. RefSeq names its product aminoacylase 1 (gene ACY1). Gene Ontology annotation, biological process: amino acid metabolic process. Gene Ontology annotation, molecular function: aminoacylase activity. The record is from RefSeq and is a predicted model, not a curated record. Lineage: Eukaryota; Metazoa; Chordata; Lepidosauria; Squamata; Agamidae. Gene Ontology annotation, cellular component: cytoplasm.